Molecule: messenger RNA, 1018 nt
Organism: Mastomys coucha (southern multimammate mouse)
Lineage: Eukaryota; Metazoa; Chordata; Mammalia; Rodentia; Muridae
Gene: Ypel1
Product: yippee like 1
Exons: 5
Coding region: 377-733 (118 amino acids)
Source: RefSeq, a predicted model, not a curated record
GGCCGUUUAUGGCGGCUGGGCCGGGCUACGGGUCCAAAACAAAGGGCAGGCGGCCCGCGAGGCGGCGGCAGGAGGAUGCCUCGCGCCCGGAGUGGGCGCCAACGGCCGGAGCGCGUCCCGGGUCACACCGGGAUCGCCUGAAAACCGAGCCCGCGCCGACCGAGCCUGGGCCGGAUGGGCGCAGCGGACUCUGCCGCGGACCGCCGAGCGGCCGUUGCGCUGGCUUUCUCUUGUCCCAGUGUGUGGACAGCACCACACGCCCUCCAGACCAGCAACGGCUCUUGCGUGUGCUUUCCAGUGUUUUUGUCAGAGAGUCCGACAGAGCCCUAGCUCCUUCAGAGCUGGCCCAGAACCGAGUGACGAGCGCCCAGCAGACAUGGUGAAAAUGACCAAGUCCAAAACUUUCCAAGCUUAUCUGCCACACUGUCACCGAACUUACAGCUGUAUCCACUGCAGAGCCCAUCUGGCCAAUCACGAUGAGCUCAUUUCCAAGUCCUUUCAGGGAAGCCAGGGGCGAGCCUACCUCUUCAACUCUGUGGUGAAUGUGGGCUGCGGCCCCGCUGAGGAGAGAGUCCUUCUAACUGGGCUGCAUGCAGUGGCCGACAUCUACUGUGAGAACUGCAAGACCACGCUCGGGUGGAAAUACGAACAUGCCUUUGAGAGCAGUCAGAAAUACAAGGAAGGAAAAUUUAUUAUUGAACUUGCCCACAUGAUCAAAGACAACGGCUGGUAAAAUGAAGCGGUCCACUCCUGUUUGAGUACUAUUUUAUGAAAGCUGAGUGCAAAGAAGACCUAGCUUCUUGGUGACAAUACUUCUUGAACUUAACCUCACGGCCAGCCCAGCUUCAACACUUGAAGCUGUCUCUCUAGGCUAUCCACUUGGUAAGGUGCCCCAUCUGAAUCCCCUUCAUGUACAAUGCAUUUCUGGAAGUCUGCAGUCUUUUUCUAACAUCUUAAGUUCUAGAGAAAGAAUUGACCAGCUGGUGACUCACCUGCCUAGUGAAUACUUUUUUUCACC